Zootoca vivipara (common lizard) is the source of this 1058-nucleotide messenger RNA. Lineage: Eukaryota; Metazoa; Chordata; Lepidosauria; Squamata; Lacertidae. The record is from RefSeq and is a predicted model, not a curated record.
CAUAUGCUUUCCUUGCUUAUUUACAUAUUUUACGCUUUUUUUCUGAGCUCUUUGCCUGCAUGGUUUAUACAAUCCUCCCAACAGCCUUGCGAGGCAGGCUAGGGGGAGGUGAAAACAGUACUUAGGCAUUUUAUUCCUUAUCAUAGCCUCAAAUAGAACCUCCAGACAAAGCGGCAAUCUAGCUUCAAUCUCUGCGUUUCAUGGAGAAGAAAUGGGUGACGGUGGGAGACACGUCCCUGCGGAUAUUCAAGUGGGUGCCUGUUGCCGACAGCAAAGAGAAAGAGAAGUCCAAAACCUCCAGCACUCCUGCUUCCCGGGAGCAGAACGGCUUCCCAGCCGAAGAGGCAGCCAACUCUUCACUCCUUCUGGAGUUCCAGGAUGAGAACAGCAACCAGAGCUCCCUCUCGGACACCUACCCACUCAAGGCGGACAGCAGCCUGGCCUCCAGCCCAAGCCCCCAGCAGAGUGAGUCCAUGAGCCCCAGCCACGCCUCCGACUUCCGGGCUGACGACUCUCAGCCGCCCACGCUGGGGCAGGAGCCCUUGGAAGAGCCUGCCCUUCCGCCCUCUGAAGUAGCCGAUGAGCCUCCAACUCUCACGAAGGAAGAGCCGGUUCCACUGGAGGCUCAGGUAAGGAUGGUGCCUGGCACAGAGGAGGAUUCCGGCGCGCCUCCGCUCAAGCGAUUUUGCACAGACCAGAACGCCACAUGCCAGGUGGCCUCUGAGAGCUAGCCAGCUCGCCCGCUUCUGCCCCUUCCCAAGAGUCAGCCCGCCCCCAGGAUGCCACUCUGUCUCAAAGUCGGCAUUCUCUUCCACCUCCUCUCCCCUCCAAGAAUCAACUUGCUGUUCCCACGGCCCUUCCAAAGGCCGCAUUUCUCCCCCUACCACCCCAUGCAAUAUUUUCCCGAUGCCCCUCAGAGCCAGCCGGCCACAUCCUCCCAAUCCGCACGCCUAAAGGACAAGGCGUUGCCGGGGCUUCUCCUGUCCGCUUUUUAAUUUGCCCUCUUUGUGGCUCCGGGGACGACCCCUUGGGAGGUUUCCGUAGGGAAAGAGGAGUUG